AGAGUCCUCCUGUAGACUUAGAGCAAAGGAGGAACUGAAACUGAACAGAAAGGGCAGGAAGAGUAAAGGACCAACAAGCUGAGGACGUGCUGGCGGAGUCAGAGAGGAGCACCUGAGCUGGGUCAGGUAGAGACCGCUGCUAAAUCGCUUCAAGUCUAAAUCAGGGGGACCUGCACUUCAAGACUGGGAAAGACUCAGAUUGGGGAAUGCAGUUUGAACCUUUCAGAUGAGCGGACUGGAGACCUGACUCAGAGCGUUUCUCGGUUCAAACCCAGUUUUGGUGGAGCCUGCAGCCGUUCGAGCCACUGCUGGAGUCUGGAUCAUUAACCCAGCGUGAGAACCAGCAGGAGAAAACCAGCGAGAAAGAAAAGCUGUUUCAGCCCACCCUCAGCUUGAUACGCUCCUCCUCUGUGCCUCCUCUUUUGCCCCCUACCCUCCCUUAAACACCUCACCCCCCCCCCACCAACAGAGCAGAAAGCGUGAAAAAUCUCACUAAUGGCUGUAUUUGCUGUCAGAUCUGCACCGGUCUGCCGUUCCCCUGGACCAAUCUGCUCGACACAUUUCAUAGUUGAGUAAGCCUCCUCAGCUUUCUGGCUAGACUGAACAGUGCCCCUGCGCUGGCUGAGAGCUCAUCAAGAGGGGAGGAACAGCAGCAGACUGACAGACUCCUGGACUAGGAGGCCCUUAGCUGCAUUCUUCCAGUCUCCUUCUAGCUGCUUGUGUUUGUGAGCCUCGUGGGCAUCUUCAGCUUCAGUCCAACCACGCAACCGGCCCACCCCCUGCAAGACGUGGCUUUAAAUUAUUUUUUGGUUUGUUUUUUGCACACACUUUGGUGCUGAUCAAGAGAGCAUGAAGAUGUGGUGUGGGGUUCGGCCUUUGGCCACGAUGGCUGUCUUGUUGUGGAUUCAGUGCAUCUUUCUGCGUGGGGUGGACGCCAAAAAGGAGAGAAAGAGGCCGAAGGAGGCCGCGCCACAACACACCGAGACGUAUAACUCAACUCUGUCCAACAGCGAAGAGGUUGACGGGAGCAUCAAGACUUCUGAAAACCAAAGAGUGGAUCCUUUGGGGUCAUGGAUGGAUUUUGUCAAAAGACCUGUUGGAAACUUCCCUGGAAAAUGUCGCAAGUGCAAACGGCCUCUGCCUGGUCCACCUGGUCCUCCAGGUCCUCCAGGCCCUCAGGGACCACCUGGCUUCCCAGGAGCUGAAAUGACCCAGGAAGUUCUCCUACAGGAAUUUAAAGAAAUGAUAAAAGAGGCUACAGAAAGACGAGCAGCUGCUCUCGAUGAUCAAACCAUUCCCAGUCAGCUACCCACAGCCAUCUUCAGCCUGGAUGCGAAGACCUCCUGCCGCAGGUUAGAAGUCGCUUUCCACUGCAAGCUCAAGGGACCUGCGGUGGUGGACAAGAAGACGCUGGUGGAGCUCCAGAACUUUCAGACACCACCCACUAAAGGAGCUUUCCUCCGAGGGACUGGAAUGGACCAGACCACUGGGAGGUUCACAGCCCACACUGCGGGGAUCUACCAGUUUUCUGCCAAUGUCCACAUCGAUCACAGUAAGGUGAAGAGGAACAAAAGUCAGCUGAAGGCCAGAGAAAAUGUCCGCGUGUUGAUCUGCAUCGACUCACUCUGCCACAGAUACACUUCACUGGAGAUGAUUGUUGGAUUAGAAAGUAACAGCAGGAUAUUCACUGUCAGUGUGCACGGACUGCUGGAGCUACAGGCUGGCCAGUACACAUCCAUAUACGUGGACAAUGCAGCUAGUUCUUCCAUCACUAUACAGAAUGGUUCAGACUUCAUGGGCAUCCUGCUCGGCGUAUAACCUCACACCCAGGAAGGGCAUUCUCAGAGCUGCCAGCUGGUGGCUUUUUGCUAUUGUAUCUUUGAAUAAACUGCCUCUGAAAACAUGGACUCAAGAGCAAACCACAGGGGACUUCUGAAGAAAGAAAAAAUGGCUGACAUUGACUUUACUGCCUAUAAGCUGAAAAAAGGACAGUGUGAACAACUCAAGGGAUGAGUUUUUUCUCAAUGCACUUUCUCUUCCUCCACACACCUAGAUGCAUGUUGCUUCAUCAACAAAAUGACCUAUAAAUCAAAAGGAGUUUGGAAAGUUGCUGUCUAUUUUGCAGUAAAUCACACAUUUGCUCUUUUUACGUCAAAGAAACAUGAAAUAAUAUGGCUUUCUACGUACUUUACUUUGAACUAUUAUGUGAACAGUUAUAAUUCUGAAUGAAUUUUUCACAGUUAUAUAUUCAUUAUAUAUAAAUAUAUUAUAUGUUCCAUAAUAUAUUAUAUGGUAUUUAUCAUAUAUUAUAUGGUACAUAGACUCUGUGAGUACACUGGAUAAUUGAUGUCUGAAAGCCUUGCAUGAUAUAAUCAAUAAAAUGUUCUUGUUUUUCUGAAUAUCGCAGUAACUACUGAGAAGAUUCUGCGCUCACAUCCACAGACCCCAAACCCACACUCCUACGAACCAUUAGGGCCGUGAUAUACUUGCUGUUUAACGAGGUGAACGUGUGUUUAAAACGGCUGCCACACAUCACAUGCGUUGAUCUGAAGCGUGGGUUUUGUGUGUCCUGGAAAUUAACACGAUGCGUCCGGACGCUGCAUUACACGAGUAACCAGUAGGUGGAGUUGACGAAACGAGCGAGACACACUCACCAUGGUGACUGUUUGUGGUUUAGAGGUCUUCCACGCCAUCUACGAUACCGCUGCUGUCUUUUUUUCCUGUCGUGAUCUCAAAAUUAGCCAGUUAGUGAGCUUUUUAUUGACUCCAUGUUUGUUUUGGUUGUUCCCACAAACCCGACUCUCUAUAUGGUCUGAGUUGUCUUGUGUGCCCCCUGGUGGAACACUCCAGUACUACAUACAGUGCAGUGCCAUGUAAAUGACAAUGAUAAAUGACCCGCACUUGUGUAGCGCCUUUCAGUGUGAGGACUCCAAAGUUUUUUACACUAUAGUGUAUCAUUCAUCCAUUCACACACACAUUCUCACACUGAUGGUGAUGAGCUACAAUGUAGCCACAGCUGCCUUGGGGCGCACUGACAGAGGCGAGGCUGCCAUAUAGAGGCGCCACCGGUCCACCGGUCCCUCCGACCACCACCAGCAGGCACGGUGGGUUAAGUGGGCAAGAUGCAGCAGAAUUCUCUGUCCGGAGCGGGGAUCGAACCUACAACCUUCCGAUUACUGGACAACUGCUGCCCCUACUGCUGUAGCAGCUGGUAUGUGAACAAAGACUCGCCAGCGCGAGGUUAAACAGCAAGUAUAUUCCAGCCCUACGUCUCUGUUUAGGGCCUAAAUGUUUUAAAGUCUUUUGAAUUCAAUUCUAUCCAUACUUCGUUCUGAAUUUGUUGUUGAUUGACUUUUCAAGUCAAAGAUUUUUUGCUCAUUGAAACCAAAUACCUCAGUGGUACUUAGGUGCUAAUCAGAACAUGAUUACACAUUAAUCCAACUUUUUUUUUUGAAAUUCUAAAUUUUAGAACUUGUUUCACAAGAUUCAUCAUCAUGUCUUAAAUUUAGUUGUGUACGCUUGUGCAUCUGCACAGAAAAAGGUGCUUUUGAGGCCUUUAAUUGAUGCUUUUAGAAAAUGACAACCAGAUGGGGAAUUUGGUGGGUACUUUGGUAAGACCAUGGAGAACCAGUAAAAGGUUGGAUAACUGUGUUAGUGGCAUUGUUGUGGACAGUGAAUGAAUCCAGCCAAUCUCCUUGCUGGAUACUGCUCCAGAAAAUCUCUGUUACUUCUGGGUGUCCGAGUCAGCACGAGUCCCAGUCCCAACAUUGUCCUGCACUCUUUUAUUUUGGAUUAAUUGUGACAAAAAGUAUGAGUUUUUUUUCUUUUUUUUUUUCUUAAAUUUGGUUUAACUUUUGUAUUUAUCUGACUGAUUUUCCUUUCUUUCUGUUGUUUGUGAACUAUACUUUAAAAAAAAUUUUUUUUACACAUUUGCAGUGGUCUAGGAGUGAACGCCUUGUAAGCCGUACUCUGGGAACAAAAAGCUCACGUGCUCCUGUUUGAGGACAUAGAAAUCAGCUGGAGGAGAAAGCUUCAGACGGCAGGAUUGGAUUCUUAUUUCCUGAUAUUUGGGCCUCUCGUCUCUGGUUGGAUAACAGCAACAUAACUUCGCCACUGUUUCAUCUCCACAAAUAACACAAACCUGAAGAAGUUCUGACAUGUGGAGUUGCUAAUGCUAACGGUUAGCUCCAACUAGCUGAGAGUUCUCUGUUGUUUCCUGGACGCCAAACCAACAACAGCCUUUCCUGUCUGAAGUCAAGAUGGGUGAGUUCAUGAAUGUUAAGUGACAGUGUGACGUAGAUCUGUCAGGAUUUUCUAAUCCUAGAAUUUCAGCGUCUAUUUUCUAUCAAAAGCUAAUGCAGGAGAUGGGCGUAGGACUGUUUCGUGUUCAGCAGCAUAUGUGAAACGCAGAGUGACCAAUCGUUUUCAAAAAUAGAAAAUAAAACACGAUUUCUUAGUGAACCUGCUCUUUAAGGUUUUCGCCUCAUAAUAAAAGUCCGCCUUAUUCUUCUGCUGUCCUAGUGGCUUUGACAAAACAUCCUAUAGGUGCGUUUACUGCAACCUACCGUAGACGUCUGUCAGAGUCAACAUGCAAGCUCAGUGGUGCUGCAAGGUUGUCAUGGAGCCAAAAGAACAAAGACCUGCUGUCUAGCCCAGACAAGCAAGCACGUGGUCUUGAGCUGGUGUGACAAGAUUUCGAGGUGGUUUUUGGAGCCAGUGAGGAGCUGUGGCUGGUCUCUCACACAGUGGUUGGGAGGGAGGUGAAGGCCCUAUCAAAGAGUGUGAGAUGACCAGCAGUGCUGUCAAAUGACAGUCUGCCACUGUCUCAAUAUUGUUGUGGUUCCGACUUGGUUCAAAGUUUGUUGGCUAUUUGGGAGUCCUUGGAGGCCUGUAGCAACCGCCUGCCCUACCUACAGGCACGGCGUCCAUGAGCAAGCUGAACCUGAAUUCUCUACACAACGAUUUUUAAAAAUGGACUACAAUGUUUUGGGUUGUUUUGGUGUUAUCUGAAUGAAACAUAUUUUUUAGAAACAUGGUCAAAUUAACAAGGCUAUUUUAAAAAUGACAACUUUUUGUAAUCGAUUACUUUGUUCUUUUUUUUACACAGUUUAGUAAAAAAAAAUUUGUUUUCAUGGUUUUUGUUAGCGUCACUUCCGUUUAUCCGCAGGCAGCAGAGGACGGUGUCGCCCUCAACUGCCCGCGUCCUCCUUACUGGUGACACGUCUCUGUUCAUGGUUUUGAGUCCACGUCUCCUUAUUUCUAUUGCUUAUUUUUGUGGUUCUGUGAUUGCGAUCCGUGUGUUGUCCCAGUUCAUUACAUUAUUUCCCCUUGUGCAGUGAUCUGUUACAGCUGAUUUCUUUAUUGUACUGUCUGUUUCUUGUCUUGCUGCUGUUGUGUGUCUUCGACUUGUUUGCUUCUCACACUCUCUUUGAUGUUCUAUUUUUCAUGUGUCGAGUUGGCGACCGGUUUCUCUUACAUAUGUUUUAUCGCAGAGUUUACAUGGUAUUUCAUAUAUGACUCCAUAUUUUUAAUCUUGGGUGUACUAAUUUUUUUCUGAAUGUCAUGUAUGGUUUUGUUGGUGUGUGGAUAUUAUGUUUUUUCAUUGUUAUAAUUUUUCGCCCUCUGCUGUCCGCGGAUAAAGGGAAGUGAUGCCACCAACACUGCAAACUAUGAUGAUGACUAGAGGCCUUAGCUUUUUACAAAACUGUGUAACAAAAGAACAAAGCAAUGGGUUACAAAGUUAAACACAGAGAUAAUAUACAAAAGAAUACCUUUUGUUUUUAAAGAACUCUGUUUCCAUGUAUAAUGUUAAUUUUUGUGUCGGAUAAAUGAACAAUGAUCAUUUCCCAUUCACUUUUCCUGGCAUUAGUGAGAGAAAAAAUAGUUUUCUGUGUAAAACAUCCAAGAAUCAUGAAUAAAGCAAGGCGGUUGGUUGUAGAGAUCUGUUGUGCCUCAGCAGAUCCAGGGAUGUUAGGUCUGAAAAGGUCUUUCCACGCUUAAACACUUGCUAAAUGGAAACUUUCGAACAUGACCAGUAGGUGGUUUUUAUUUUUGAUGGAUAGUUUCUUACAUUAUCAGGUGUUUUUUUUCUAAGGGGGGUUCUGUACAACAAAAUCAGUGUUGCUGCGUAUUUCCUAAUGAAAAAGAAAACCACACAUGAAAUAAUGAUUACAUUAUUUUAAAUUUACUUUCUGUUGCGUCCACAUUUUCUGACUGUUUUGUUCCGUUUGUGGUCAUAUUGUACCAUAAGACACUCUAAUAAAGCUGCCAUUCAUUUUUC
Nothobranchius furzeri (turquoise killifish) is the source of this 6280-nucleotide messenger RNA. It is a transcript of the gene c1qtnf12, whose product is annotated as C1q and TNF related 12. Gene Ontology annotation, molecular function: hormone activity. The record is from RefSeq and is a predicted model, not a curated record. Lineage: Eukaryota; Metazoa; Chordata; Actinopteri; Cyprinodontiformes; Nothobranchiidae.